AUGUCGUACCCGGGUCCUCCAGGUGUCUCGAAGCCGUCGCAUCCAUCGCUGCCGCCACGCCCGCCCGUGGUCAAGCUGCCCGGAUUCAAGCCCGCCUUUUCCCCAGCCCCGGCAGCAACAGCAUCUCCCGCACCACCAGUCCCUCCUACAGUCUCAGCGCCUGGCUACACAGCGCCCGCUCCGUCCUACCCCGGCUACCCCCCCGUCGCGGCACCUCCCAGUUAUGGCGUACCCCCAACUGCUACUCCCUACGCAGGCCCAGCGGCCGUCCCCCCCGCCGCUGGCCGCGGUGCCGGCUACGGCCCGGUAGCUCCCACCACAACUCCGUUCAACUAUCCCGCAACAACACCGUACACGCAAGCCCCGUCUUACUAUGGCGCUUCUGCCGCGACUACGAAUGGGUAUGGCGCGCAUGCCAUGCGAAACGCCUACCAUCAUCACAACAAUCCUGGUGCCGACAGCGCCGACUACGAUCCUGAGCUUGCUGCGCAAAUCGCCCAGUGGCAGAGUGCGUACAUGCCGAAGGACCCUGACGAUCCGAAUAAUAAGGCUGGUGCGGGAGCUACUGGCGCACAGAAAGGCGCCGCUGGAGCUCAAGCCUCCUCCGGUCCGCAGAUCCCCGAUCCAGCCCUCGCCGCGCAAGCCGCUGCGGCUGGCACCGAGCCGGGCGGGAAGAAAAAGACGGUCGUGCGCGAAGGCGGCGGAAAGAAAUGGACCGACGACACGUUGCUCGAAUGGGACCCCUCCCACUUCCGCCUGUUCGUGGGUAACCUCGCGGGCGAGACAACCGACGAAUCCCUCCUCAAAGCCUUCUCCCGGUGGAAGAGCGUACAAAAAGCCAAGGUCAUCCGCGACAAGCGGACCAACAAGAGCAAAGGGUUUGGGUUUGUGAGCUUUAGUGAUCCGGACGACUUUUUCCAGGCAGCCAAGGAAAUGAACGGGAAGUAUAUCCAGAGUCAUCCGGUCGUGGUGAAGAAGGCGAAGACGGAGAUUAAGCCAGUUGUGAUGAAGGAUGAUAAGAAAGGGAAUAAGAAAGAUAAGAAGGGGGGUGCCGAGCAGCAUGCUAGCGGGAGUGGGAUGGGGGGGGCCCAUCAUGAAGCGACGGCGUAUCAUCCUCAUUUGGGGCCGAUUAAGCCGGCGGGGGUGACGAAGCCUGGGCAGAAGACUAAGGGGGGGCUUAAGUUGCUUGGUUGA
This is a messenger RNA of Thermochaetoides thermophila DSM 1495, 1194 nucleotides long. RefSeq lists its product as uncharacterized. NCBI's taxonomy places the organism in Eukaryota, Fungi, Ascomycota, Sordariomycetes, Sordariales, Chaetomiaceae. Bases 1 to 1194 code for a protein of 397 amino acids. Gene Ontology annotation, molecular function: mRNA binding. The transcript has a single exon. The record is from RefSeq and is a predicted model, not a curated record.